Messenger RNA from Cyprinus carpio (common carp), 3156 nucleotides. Its product is annotated as leucine-rich repeat-containing protein 15-like. Gene Ontology annotation, molecular function: protein binding. Lineage: Eukaryota; Metazoa; Chordata; Actinopteri; Cypriniformes; Cyprinidae. The record is from RefSeq and is a predicted model, not a curated record.
UCAACGUGCAGUGCAGUCAACGGUUGACUGUAAAGAAGAUAACCAGAAAGACAUAAGGAGGCAAAAAGGAAUCUGACAAAGAAAACAUUCCAUCCAUUUAAAAGAGAACUGGGAAACGCUUGUGUGUAACAGGGAGAGCAAAGCACGAUAUCUCUGACAAAUCAUCUUCUAGUUCAAGGGAACCGGAUUCAGCACAUUUUUCCGGGUGCUUUCAAUGGCUUGAUGAACCUAGAGGAGAUCUCUCUCCACACUAAUCGAAUGACCAAUAUCGAGGAGGGAAUAUCCAAAGGUCUUCCAAACCCUGAAUGGUAGAAAUAUAAGAGAGCUGAAGGAAGAGGACACAAGUGGAGAAAGCAAACGGUCCACACCAUUUCUACUGCCUUGCUCACAUGCAGUAAACACUUGGGAUGUGUAGAUAAGAGUGGUGCACUCAAACUUAUAAUUGCUUUUACAAACAUCAUUUUGAGUGGUUAUUCAGCUGCAACUGAGAUGAGAAGACAUAUGCAUUUAAAAAUUGCACUAGUAAUCAUUUACAUACUUGUGCACUUGCACUGGAGCUGCACUGAAGAUAUAUGUAAAAAAGGUGAAGAAUGCAAAAAUCAAGACGUGUAUGACAAAACCGUGACAGCAAUCCCUGAAAAACUAAAAGAUGGAGCCGAUGAAAUAUUUUUUGUAAACAGUAAGAUUCCUGUUAUACCAAAAGGAGUUCUUUCUAAAAACCCUCAAAUAAAGAAAAUCGAAUUUCUUGGUACUUCAACACACUCUGUAGAGGCUGGAGCCUUUGAGGGUUUGCCUGAUAUCACGACCAUUGAGAUUUCUGGCACAGAUGUGACAUCAUUACCUGUGGGUGUUUUUAAGGAUCUCAAUAACCUUCAAAAACUUGUUUUAAAAAGUAACAAAAUACAUAGCCUUGAAAACGGGUUAUUUGAUGAUUUAAAAAACCUUCAGGAACUAUAUUUACAUAUGAAUGAGAUCAGUUCCAUUGAGGAAGGGACAUUUGACAAUUUAGAGAAUCUCUUGAGUCUUCAUCUUGCAAAAAACGUUCUACGUUCUGUAUCGACAUCUCUUUUUUCCAAUCUUAAGAGCUUGAAAUUGUUCAGGCUUUAUGAGAACCAGUUGACUGCUCUACCUGAUGGGAUUUUUGAUAAUCUCCCUGUUUUGGAAGAGAUAGCCUUGCAAGGCAACAAAAUAUCCUUUUUACAACCAAAUUUAUUUCCACAUAAAAGUAAAUUGAAAAAACUCUAUUUAGACAAUAAUCUUUUAACAGAACUGCAGCCGGAUCUAUUUGUUGGUUUCCCUUCAUUAAAGAUUCUUACUCUGCACAACAAUCAACUCACCAGUCUUCCCAAUGUCCUUUUUGGAGAAAUGGGUAGCAUAGCUGAAUUAAGUCUAAGCCAUAACAAUCUCACUCACUUACCAACUGGAGUUUUCAGUCCACUUAAGAAGCUAAAGAAGUUAGACCUUUCCUCAAACCAGUUUUCAAUUAUAUCUGCAGACUUUUUUGAAGGUCUUGAGAAAUUGACUGAUCUGAAUAUUAUAGAUAGCAAUAUAGAGUCAUUAAAACAAGAGGACUUUAAAGAACUAAAGUCUCUUUCAACACUCAGACUGGGAAAUAAUAAACUACAAAGCCUCCCUGGCGAUGUUUUUGACACUCUUCCACUUCUCAGUAAACUGUACCUGGACAAGAACCCAUGGAAUUGUGACUGUAGCCUGUUGCCAUUCUAUGAAUGGAUGAAGAAUAAUAAGCACAAGAUUAAAUCAAAAACUCCAGAAGUUUGCGAGUUUCCAAAAAAUCUGCUAAAUCAAUCAAUCAUCUCUUUAACAGAAGAACAAUUAAUAUGCCUCACAACUUCACCACCUACCACCCCUCUCCUUACAAGUACCGUUCCCAUGACCACACUGCACACCACAACUGCCUCAACAACAAAGUUAACCUCAACGACAGCAGCGCCUACAACAACUACUGCUUUACAGACCACAACCACACCUACUCCAACAAUACCAACAACAGCUCAACCAACUACAACACAGACAACCACCACAGCACCAACUACUCAACUCACAACUUUGCUACUAAAUACAACCACACUACCUACCACCACUGCUACAACUACAGCUCCAGCUGUAAUCCCCACCACUAUUACAAGCCAGAAAACGACAGCAACUACCUUACCACCCAGCACUACUACAAGGAAAACAACACCUUUUCUCACCACACAUAGUAGUUUCAUCUGUACCGACUCUCUUCAGGCCCCUCUCUCAACACCUACUACCACCAACAAGUACUCGUCAUGUAAGGAACUGAUGAUAUAUUAUACUACAAUACUGCUGGUGGUAAUCUGCUGUACUAUGUUGCUGGCCAAAUUAGCUUAUUCACUAUACUGCUCUCUGGAGCAAAGGGAGAGACUGCACACCCAAGUCAACUUGACUCACUUUUCCUAUACUAAGUCCACUAUACUCAGACCAGUUGAUGAGACAGAGACUGUAGCUCUUUGAUCUUUAAUUAUUUUUUUUUACUUUACUUUAGUGUACAAUAGUAUCCACAUGUCUGAAUCCACUUCUUCUGUUUAACUAUUAAAAUAACACUUUUUAUAUUAUAUAAUUCUAUUGUAUGAUGCAUUAUAUACAUUUUUAAUUAUAAUAUAUCAUCAGCAGAACAAUUUAAGUGAAGAGUUUAAUUCAAAACAUGUACAUUUAAAAAUUUUAAUAUUUAGUAAGUUGUCCUUUGACAGCAGCACUCUAACUGCAUAAGUUGGUGUAAAACAUGAUGAUCCAAAGAGUAUCUUGUGUGCCUCAGUAAAAGCAAGAACAUCUGUACAAAGUAGUUUAUACGGUAAAUGUUAAAAAUGUGCCUAAUUAUUUUAGGUUAUAUAUAUCCUUAUAUAACCUAUAUCUUUUGGCAGAAGGACAACCCACAAUGCCUUUAUAUGAGGAUCAGAUAGCACAAUAUGUUUAAUGUGUAUUAAUGCGUGAUGUGGAGGCAAAGAACCACCUGACUUGCAGAGGUAAAAACAGAAGUUCAAAUGUGUGUGAUCUUCAAGAAUCAGAUAAAAACACAUAUCUUCCAUCUUUAUUUGACCCUCUAACUUUAGCACUCACUAUUCUAAUUCUAUUCUUAAAAAUAAAAAAAAAUCUAACUAGCUUUCUAAUCUUUUU